This is a messenger RNA of Alnus glutinosa, 1160 nucleotides long. RefSeq lists its product as uncharacterized. Bases 87 to 1106 code for a protein of 339 amino acids. The record is from RefSeq and is a predicted model, not a curated record. Lineage: Eukaryota; Viridiplantae; Streptophyta; Magnoliopsida; Fagales; Betulaceae. The transcript has a single exon.
UCCUUUCUUUAUUGCACUGGACUCUGAAGUCUGAACUCCCUGCAAACCCAAGAAACCUCCCCUCCAGUCUCUCUCUCUCUCUCUCUAUGGACAGCCAGAGAGUAAGCCCAGAGGCCCAAACCCUCUCACCCAGUAGCAGCGGGAGACGAAGCAGCUGCUCCGCGUCGCCCGAGUUCGAGUUCUGGAUGAUCCGAAACCCGUCCUUCCCACAACCCAAUCUCCUCUCCGCCGACGAGCUCUUCGUCGACGGUGUCCUCCUUCCUCUCCGCCUCCUCCCCCAACCCGACCCUUCCCCAGAACCCCCCAACGCAAACCCAGACCCAGAACCCCCUAACAAAAGCCCAGACCCAGAACCAGGACCACCCGAGUCAGCAUCCAUUUCAAUCACCGAGUCAAUCGCCUCGUUCACUGGGUCAAAGCGCUGGAGAGACAUUUUCAAGAAAAGCAGUAGUAGUAAUGGUACGAAAAGCUCAGAAGAGAAGGACAAAGAGAAAGACAAAGAGAAAGAGAAGAAGAAGGUAGAGAAAGAGCGAAAGAGUGGGAGCGUAGUGAGCUCGGCCGAGCUGAACAUCAACAUAUGGCCAUUUUCGCGGAGCAGAUCCGCCGGGAACGCCAACACCCGACCCAAGUCCGGCCCCGGGGCUCCGGGUACCCGGAAGGUGAACAGCGCGCCGUGCUCGCGGAGCAACUCGGCGGGCGAGUCCAAGUCGAGGAAGUGGCCUAGCAGUCCGGGCCGGCCCGGGGUCCAUUUGGGUAGGAGCAGCCCGGUUUGGCAGGUCCGGCGUGGAGGAGGCUCGGGGCUGAAGAGCUCCGAGCCUGUGGUUCGGGUCGAGAAAGGCUCCAAAAAGGACGUGCCCGACACGCGCCGUGGCAGAACCGUCGCUAAAGGUGUAGAUGGCCCGCCGAAAGCGAGGGUGUUGAAUUUGAAUGUGCCGAUGUGCAUUGGGUAUAAGCACCAUUUGAGUUGUAGAAGCGACGAGAAUAGCGCCGUUAAUGUCAGUGGCGGUGGUGGAAACAGCAAUAGUCGUAAAAUUACUGAUAAUGGCGUUGGAAAUGGUGGUAAUAUUUUCAACUUGAAGAGUCUAUUUACGAAGAAGGUGUAUUGAGAUGAAUGUAAUUAAUUAACCGUCUCAUUAUUUAUUAUUUCUUUUGAGAGAUUA